Ruditapes philippinarum (Manila clam) is the source of this 1685-nucleotide messenger RNA. RefSeq names its product rabenosyn-5-like. NCBI's taxonomy places the organism in Eukaryota, Metazoa, Mollusca, Bivalvia, Venerida, Veneridae. The transcript has 9 exons. The record is from RefSeq and is a predicted model, not a curated record. Gene Ontology annotation, molecular function: metal ion binding. Bases 143 to 1618 code for a protein of 491 amino acids.
ACCCUGUGUAUUUUUUAUCUUUGCUGUAAGCGAUAAUUUUUCUGAGACUCCCCAAAUGGAGAAAUGACCAGGAAAAAAAUCUGUAUUUACGGCUUUGACGACGUAAAAAGGGUAUAUAUCAGCAAGUGAAAAGUGGGUAAUCAUGUCAGCCCAUGGUGGGGAGAUAAGAGAGGGGUUUUUGUGCCCCAUGUGUAUGAAAGAUCUAGGAACUGUAAGUCAGUUACAGUCCCACUUUGAGGAGGCACAUAGCACUGAGGACAAAGCAACUCUUAACCAACUCAGAGGCUUGUUUGACAGAGCAAAGAAAAAGUUUCUGGGUGAUAAAGAAGAUGAUUUGUCAGAUAGCAUAAAAGCUAGUAGUAGUGUUUCUAUUACACAGUCAACAAGUCUGUAUGAUGUAGAUUACUGGCAACCACAAGAUACAGGGAAGACACGUAGUUGGACUGAUUUUUUCCGAGGUAUACGAGAUGCGCGAGUGGACAAGUAUGUUGUAGAAACAAACAAGAUAUUGAUACGAUUAGACAAACUAAUCAGUUCCGACAUCCCAACUGAUUCUGGCAAAAGAAAAGCCUUUGAGAAGACAGUUGUUAUGUGGUUGCCAGAUAGUGAGGCAAAAAGUUGUAGAUAUUGUGGCCGAUCAUUUAACUUGACUCGACGUCGACAUCAUUGCAGACUUUGUGGAGGGAUCAUGUGUGACAGGUGCUCGCAUUUCCUUACACACGAUUAUGCAAAAAAAUUGACAAAUCCCUCUUUUAACUUUGAGGGAGGUCGUGAGGCAGGUUUUCUCAAGCGUUCAGGCAGCAAUUCAAGCUUGAAUUCCCUGUUCAGUAGCGAGGGUGACCCACAUAUACGUGCCUGCGAGGAAUGUAGAAAAUUACUAGAGAGGCGUGACCAACAGAUGGAACAGCGAAAUUCAAAGUCUACAAUUGUUUUAUUGUAUGAGAAAAUGAAAAUGUGUAUACAAGAGUGUGAAGUGAUGCUAGAAAAUUACUUGCCAAUGGUUGAAUCUCUAAGUUCAGGGGAGUCAACAUACAGUUUAAGCACUGCCCAAAGAAGACGACAAGAGUUAGUGAAAAAAUAUGAAAUCAUCGAUCAAAUAAGUAAAAGAAUUGCCUUACUAGAUUCCGACAAAGAGGAGGGGCUUUCUCCGAAAGAGGCUUUACUGCAGAAGUCGAUCCGCGUAUAUGCUUCCAAUUUUAUGCAGGAGAACAUGAUGGGAUUGCAAAACUUGCCAUCAGAGGAACAAUAUAAAAAAUUACAGCAGAAACACACAGCUGAAGUUCAGAGACAAAUUGCCAUAGAAAGGCAAGCUGUCCAACAGGCUCAAGCAGAAGAGAAAAAAAUGGCCGAAAAGGAAAAGCACGGAACUUCCAGUCGGGAUGACGAGCGACCUAGCGCGCAGAAACAUUCUAGAAAUAAAAGUGACGGUUGGAAACCUACGGAACAUAAUGUGAAAGGGACAGAUGAGGAUCCCAUGUUGCAGCAAAUGGAAAUUAUACGAGUUUAUAUUCAGCAGGCUAAACAAGCAAAGAAAUGGGACGAGGUGAAUAUGCUUGAACAAAAUCUUAAAGAUUUGCAGAAAGAAUAUUCUAGUCAACAAAAACAGACCUGGUCAUAGUGUUGAUUUUUUAAUUUCAUACAAAAAAGGCCAAGGGAAAGUGCUGGUUCUUUUACAUGUUCAUGAA